Messenger RNA from Penicillium alfredii, 999 nucleotides. Its product is annotated as class I SAM-dependent methyltransferase. Bases 1 to 999 code for a protein of 332 amino acids. The record is from RefSeq and is a predicted model, not a curated record. The transcript is spliced from 11 exons. Lineage: Eukaryota; Fungi; Ascomycota; Eurotiomycetes; Eurotiales; Aspergillaceae.
AUGGAGGAUAAGCCGAUUGCAGUCGAUCCCAAUCCGCAUCUAUUAACCGAUGACUACGAUCUCGAUGACUGGCAAUCGGAAACAACAUCCAUCCAAUCUUCGAUUUAUAAAGGCUUGAUUGAGAAUGGCAGAAGAUACCAAUCAUUGCGCUCGAGCGAAUACCAUGUACCCUCCGAUGACCAACAAUUCGAAGCCUACGAAGCAGGGCAUAUCGUGGCGAUGAUCAUGGACGCCCACCAGCGCAACCCCCUCUUCCAAGCACCAAUCGGACCCUCGCCCAAGGGAAAGGAACGUGGGCCAUUGACGUUGCAGACAGGUUCCCCGAUGCAACCGUCCAUGGUGUGGAUCUGUUCCCCCCCUCCGGUCAACUGGAUGCCACCCAACUGUAUCCUCGAAGUGGAUGAUAUCCUGCAAGAAUGGACAUGGCGCGAGCCAUUUGACCUUGUCCAUCUCCGCAUACUGGAUUCAGCGUUUACCCCCGAGGAGACCGACCGCCUAUACAAGCAAUGCUACGACCACAUCCGCCCCGGCGGCUGGAUCGAACAGUUCGAACUAAGCCCUUACAUCGAAUGCGACGAUGACAGCCUGCCCGCCGAUAAUAUCGUGAGAGGCUGGGGCCCGCGGUUCGAGCGCGCAGCCGAGAAAUCAGGCCGUCCACUGAUGAUCAUGAACACUUUCCACGAGUCGAUCCAGAAGGCCGGGUUCGUCGAUGUGCAUACCAAAGACUACAAGUGGCCUAUUGGUCCCUGGCCCCGGGAUCGGCAGUUGAAGGAGGCCGGCCUCGUCAACUUCCAUCACUGGAUGGGCGGCAUGGAAGGGUAUGGCCUGUGGCUGCUCACCAAGUUUGGAGAUCCGGUGCCCUGGUCCAAUGAGGAGGUGCAGGUUUAUGUGGCCAAGGUGCGACGUGAGAUAGCCAAUCCUCGGUUUCAUAUCUAUGAGCGAGCGAAGAGAAUCUGGGCUCGGAAACCAUUUCCGGACGAGACACGGAUGAGUACUUGA